Messenger RNA from Knipowitschia caucasica, 309 nucleotides. The record is from the annotation of a GenBank genome assembly. Lineage: Eukaryota; Metazoa; Chordata; Actinopteri; Gobiiformes; Gobiidae.
AUGAAGUUCCUGAACUACCGGGAUCGAGAGGCCGCCAUGACCGCUGCCAGAAGAAUGAAGGAGAUUUUCUACAAGGACCAUCGGCUGAGUUUGUUCCCUGAUCUGUCUCCAGAGACCCGCCGCCAGCAGCAGCGCUUCGACGGCGUAAAAGCAAAGCUGCGCGCUCUGAAUAUCCGCUAUGGGAUGCUAUACCCGGCCCAGCUGAUGAUCACACACAACGAAAGGCGUAUCAUCUUCAAGUCGGACGAAGAGGCUGAAGAUUACGUUAAGAAAAUGAGACAACCAGCUGCUGACGACGAUGGAGACUGA